CGCUUCACUGCUCACUACUGCCUCUCCUGGAGAUUCAGGCUGAGCAGGCGUAGAAAUGAAGGACCACCCCACCUCUUUACGUUCACUCUUAACUGGAGCACAGUUCAGUUACAAUCAGCGUAGUGUUGGAGUCUGUACGCACAAUGGUGAACUUAACCUUGACACCAGUGUUACUCUGCACCUUCAGUUGGAUCUCUGUCUCAGUCUCUGAGUUUUACACAGUGGAGGUUCAGCCUGGUGAAGAAGUCACACUGCUGUGCUCCAACUUCAGCAGUAUACCCACAAAUAUAUUCUGGUUCAAACUGGUCAAUGGACCCUACAUCACCCGCAUCUCAGCUAUGUUGAGCUCUGAUCAAAAUGCUUUCUUCUACGAUGGAUUUGACACUGGCAAAUUUAAUAUGACAUCCAACACCACUACUCUCUUUCUGAAGAUCAAACCUGUGGAUUUAACUGACUCUGGACUGUACUUCUGUGGAUCUAACCAAGGGCAAUACUCAGUAACUGUCUCAGUUGCAGUUAUAGCUACAAAUUUAAGAGUUCAAGAAGUGCUAAGUGAUGGGUUUACAAAUGUGAUGACUGUGAUCCUGGCCGGUACAAUGGUUUUCCCUCUAAUGGUCAUAUGUCUGGUCGUCAAAAUCCAAACAUGUCAUACAGGUGAAAAUGAGGAAGUGAUUCCACAACAUACUGAGAAUACGGCCAGUUCUCUGAACGAUGUAGAUGAGGGGCUGCAUUCAUCAGCUAUAAGGAGGAGGAGGAGGCCAGCUUCAGAGAGACUAGUGGAAUCUUAUGUUAUUUAUGCUACCAGAGGAUAGCCUCAUGCAGCGGAUUUGACAUACAUCAGUCAAACUCUUGCGUAACAAAUUCCCACAAUUUGAGGUAACACUUUUUCCUGUUAAGUUUGGGUUUUUAAUUUUGCAUUAAGAAUAAGUAAUAUGGUUGCUGUUAAUCAUACCAGAGUCAGUUUGCCUCAAUCAUCAACGGAGAAUGACUGAUCCUUCAUGUAAAACAUUUUGAAUGUUCAUCUUAUUACAGCAAUAUCUACAUCCCUGCUGCCUCUGUCUGCACAUACAACCUCUUAUCUUCAGAGAAUUCAAAUUCAAUAAAAAAAAAUAAAAAUAAAAAUAAAAAAAAAUGCAUUGUAUCAAUUGUGUUUUAACCUGAGGAAUUUAAAUUGUUUUUAAGACAUAUUAGCUGCUUUCAACAAUAAAAAAAAAUAAAUAUUGGUACUGAGAGUUGAUCUUGCCUCUGGUAUUACUGGUAUCAUUCUACUUUCUUGUUGACCCCUGCAUCUGUACUGUCUAGAGCAGUGAAAGUGUGACUAAGUUUCCCACGACUUGUGAGACAGGAAGAGACAGCACAGCUGAAUAUGAAGUGAGUUCAGUUUGGCAUUGAUGACGUGUUUUAAGCUGUGAAUGAGAUUCAAUGGUGUUCAACAUCUCUCCCUUUGCUGUAAAGUCUUUGAAAACACAAUGCAUCAAUUUGUGUGCAGUUUCUUAUUAUUGGCGUCAAAGUAAGUGGAUAAUAUUAGGGAAAAGCUCAUCCAUAAAAAAAAAAAAAAGACAGUAAUUUUUGUUCAGCACUUCACCCCCAUCUGCCCCAUUUUCUUCCCCUGUGGUUACAUACAGCACUGUCUGCAUCAGUGAGCUUUCACCUGUAUAUCUGUAGUUAAUGAGGUCACAGCCAGAGGAAAUUCGACUUGCAGCUCUGCACCAUAACCACAAACUAGCUUCAUGUUCCCACAGAC
Molecule: messenger RNA, 1744 nt
Organism: Mugil cephalus (flathead mullet)
Lineage: Eukaryota; Metazoa; Chordata; Actinopteri; Mugiliformes; Mugilidae
Exons: 5
Coding region: 144-812 (222 amino acids)
Biological process (GO): response to bacterium
Source: RefSeq, a predicted model, not a curated record